ACUUUUUGGGUGGUGCCUGUGAAAGGAUUGAACACAGUAAGAAAUUGAAUUGAACACACACACAGUGAUCUCUAGAGAGAGAGAGAGAGAGAAUCAUCUGGAUUUUCUGCAAGUACAUUUCUCUUUUCGCUGCCGGUUCGAGCCAUUCGGGGGUUUGGAGAGGAGAGCAGAGCGAUGGAGAGAACCACUCCGGUGAGGAAGCCUCACACAUCCACCGCAGAUCUUCUCACAUGGUCCGAAACGCCUCCGGCCACCGCCUCCGCCGCCCGCUCCUCCGCACCCCGUUCACACCAGCCAUCGGAUGGGGUCAGCAGAGUGGUCUUCGGAGGCCAGGUUACCGAUGAGGAAUUUGAGAGUUUAAACAAAAGGAAACCUUGUUCAGAGUAUAAACUAAAGGAGAUCACUGGUAGCUCCAUUUUUGUAGCUGAAGCAGGAAAUGAUACACUAGAAUCUGAUAGUGCUACUCUAAGUAACAAAACUGGAUUACGUAUGUACCAGCAAGCUGUUGCUGGAAUCAGCCAUAUCUCUUUUGGUGAAGAAGAAACUGUUUCUCCCAAGAAACCUAUCACACUGCCUGAGGUGGCAAAACAGCGUGAAUUGAGUGGGAAUCUUUUAAGCGAGUCUGAGGCAAGGUUGAAGAAGCAACUCUCGGAUGCAAAAUGUAAGGAGCUUAGUGGCCACAAUAUCUUUGCUCCCCCUCCUGAAAUUCAACCUCGACCAUUGGCUGCUCAAGCAUUGGCAUUAAGAGAAAGCAUUGAAAUUGGAGAACCUGCACAGCGUAAUGUGCACACAUCUGUCAAAGUUUCUAAUCCUGCUGGAGGUCAGAGCAGUGUCGUGUUUAGUGAAGAACCUGUGACCAAGACAGCAAAGAAGAUUCAUAACCAGAAAUUUGCAGAGCUGACUGGGAAUGAUAUUUUCAAGGGGGAUGCUCCUCCAACAUCUGCUGAGAAACCUUUGAGUUCAGCAAAGCUUCGGGAAAUGAGUGGCAGUGAUAUUUUUGCUGACGGGAAGGUGGAGGCUCGAGACUACUUUGGUGGAGUUCGUAAGCCUCCUGGUGGCGGCAGCAGCAUUGCAUUGGUGUAACCUGUUAGGUUUUAACAUGUCAACCGGAGCUAUGGACUCUCGGCUAAUUGGUUUGUAUGUCCAUAAAUCUGUCUUUUCUGGGGGUUUGUCUUACCUAUUGGGCUCAUUUUAUAUUAUGUUGCUUGGGAAGCUCAUUAAGUGUUACCUGUUGCACAUUUGAACUAGACAUAAUGAUAAAUUGUUCUGUGAUUUGCAAUCUAGUGGCAUCAUAUAUUUCAUUCGAA
This is a messenger RNA of Diospyros lotus (date-plum), 1307 nucleotides long. RefSeq lists its product as uncharacterized. NCBI's taxonomy places the organism in Eukaryota, Viridiplantae, Streptophyta, Magnoliopsida, Ericales, Ebenaceae. The record is from RefSeq and is a predicted model, not a curated record. The transcript is spliced from 7 exons. Bases 175 to 1083 code for a protein of 302 amino acids.